GGAAGUCCGCGCAGGCAGCCGGCGGUAGCUGAAGGAAUCUGCCUGUGGUGUCGGAGAGUACCGUGAGUCGCUCUGUGCAUCCAGCUGCAGAGAGUCCGAGCAUCCAGCCUUCAUCUCAGCGGGAACAAAGACGCUUUUUGCGGCAGUGAAAGCAGGAAGCGAGCAUGAUGGCAGCCCUGGGCAGCGCCGGCCGUUUGAUCCAAUUUGCCAGGAGCAGUGUGAGUCUGAGUGUGAGGAGGCGCUCCACUGCUGCAGCUGCUGCUUUCGCCCAGACUCCAGAGACUCAGGAAAACAGAAAACCUAAGACGGGCAUCCUGAUGCUGAACAUGGGAGGACCCGAGAAACUAGAAGACGUUCACGACUUCUUGCUGCGCCUCUUCAUGGACACGGACCUGAUGAAGCUCCCAGUACAGAAUAAACUCGGUCCGUUCAUCGCCAAGAGGCGGACGCCGAAAAUCCAGGAGCAGUACAGUAAGAUCGGAGGAGGCUCGCCCAUCAAACACUGGACGUCCAUGCAGGGAGAGGGCAUGGUGAAGCUGCUGGACGAGAUGAGCCCCGAGACGGCUCCUCACAAGUUCUACAUCGGCUUCCGGUACGUCCACCCGCUGACGGAGGAAGCCAUCGAGGAGAUGGAGAAGGACGGUGUGGAGAGAGCCGUGGCCUUCACACAGUAUCCUCAGUACAGCUGCUCCACCACAGGCAGCAGUCUGAACGCCAUCUACCGUUACUACAGCAACAGAGCCGACAGGCCGAAAAUGCGCUGGAGCGUCAUCGACCGCUGGCCCACACACCCCCUGCUGGUGGAGUGUUUCGCAGAACAUAUCAGAAAUGAACUGCUGAAGUUUCCAGAAGAUAAAAGAGAUGAUGUCGUCAUUCUGUUCUCAGCACACUCGCUCCCCAUGGCUGUUGUAAACAGAGGUGACCCGUAUCCUCAGGAAGUGGGAGCCACAGUUCACAGGGUCAUGGAGCGGCUGGGACACUGUAACCCCUACAGACUGGUGUGGCAGUCCAGGGUGGGGCCCAUGGCGUGGCUCGGUCCCCAGACGGACGAGGUGAUCAAAGGUCUGUGUGAGCGAGGGAAGAAGAACCUGCUGCUGGUGCCCAUCGCCUUCACCUCGGACCACAUAGAGACCUUACACGAGCUGGACAUCGAGUACAGACAGGUGCUGGGAGAGGAGUGUGGGGUGGAGAACAUCAGGAGAGCCGAGUCUUUGAAUGGGAACCCUCUCUUUAUGAAGGCCCUGGCAGACCUGGUUCAGUCCCACCUGAAGUCCAACGAGCCGUGUUCCCGUCAGCUGACCCUCCGCUGCCCGCUGUGCACCAACCCCGUCUGCGGAGAGACGAAGGCCUUCUUCACCAACCAGAAGCUCUCAUAGAAACUCGACGUGCACGCACACACUCUGAUGCAGCAGGGCGACCUGUGGAGGAGCACGAGGCCUUCUUCUACAAAGCUUCAUACAAACACACACACACCGCCUCCCCAGCAAGAGUCAGUUAACCGGGAGAAAUCACCAAGAAAUGAUCAAAUGGUUUCUGCAAAUGGAUUCAGUUGUUUUUGGCCUUUCCAUGGGACUGAUAUCUGCCUUUAAAACCUCCUCGUGCCGCCUAAACUCAUGAUUUCAUCUCAGCAGAGAGGUUCAGUCUUCUGCAGAGACCAUUUGGUCAAAGCUUGUGUAGAUUAGAGAACUGACGCAUUACAUGACAGAGCUACACAGGGGGAAAAUUGCACUAUUUAAUUUUGUAAAAACAAAUUUCCCCUUACUCACAUUCCAUUUGCUUCGCCCCUGCUAACUUCCAUCAGAGACCCUGUUUUCUCAGCUCCUUGCUGGUGCUAAAUGACAGUCGGCCACGACGCCGCCGCACACGUGAAGGGUUCUGGGCUGUCUGGCUGUUUCCUUCACCCUCCAGCUCUCCUGCUGCUUCAUGCCAUUGGCUUAGCAGCCUAUAGCCCUGCCCAUCCUGCUGCAACCCCUGAAAUGUGAUUGGAGGAGGUUGGUAAUGGCGAGCUUAAGAGAGAAAAAUGGGUUAAAGGUUUGAAGAAAUUGGCCCCACAGUAAGAUUUCAGUUCAAAAGUUAGGAAACUAGAGUCAGACUGUGACCCUCUCAGUAUUAGAAAAUGAGAUGAUUUACAAGCUAGAAAAAUGUGCUGCUUCUGUUUUUUCUACUGAGCUUUUGAGCCUCAGCCAAAAGUAAAAGAACUGAGGGACGAUCGAACUGUUGCAUGCAAUUAUUUUUGAGACUGGGUCAGUGAAUCGGCCAGAAGGUGAACUAGUGGCCACAAAUUUCCUCAAAUAAAAUGAGGAAUAUAAUGAAGAGACCAAUCGGAAAUGUGCCAUAAAAUAAGGAGGAAGACUUCUACAUAAAGUAGUGAAAUUCUAUCCGUCAGUCCGCUCAUGCACCCCCAGUGACAAAAACCCAACAAAUGCUACUGCUUUAUAGUCGGCAGCAUAUAAAUGCUGAAAGUCAUGAGUUUAAAAACAUUAUUAUUAUUAUUAUUAUUAUUAUUAUUAAGUUCCCAUGGGUGUAACAACUCUGAAACAGACUAAAAUUAUAUUGAUAUACUGUGGGUCCAUCUUCCUGGUUGUGCAUGUGAGGAGCUGAUUAUCAUCCAGUGGUAAAGAACUUAUUUUCCCAGGGUUCUGCUCUUCUUUCCCUCAGAGGAAAAACGGAGGUAUGAAUUGUAGUUUUGGAGGAUUGUUACACCUGAACAUGCUACAGUCAGAUUACAGUUUCUGAGUUCAGAUUUCAGGUAAAGGCCAUUUAGAACUUCUUGAAAAUGAAACUUACCCCCACCUUUCUGUCGGUCCUCAGUGGGUUACUCUCAGCUGCAGUUAUGGUUUCUCUUGUGAACAGUCCCAAACGACAUCCAAUCAAUCACCAAUAGAUCAGCACCAAUCAAAUACCUUAACUCCUAUAAGGCUGCGUCAGUGUCUCCUCCAUCACUCUAAUCUGAGCCAACACAGAAAAUGUCUUUAAUCUUAAACGUAUCCCAUCAUGCUUUGGGUGCGAGAAGAGCUUCAGUUUGGAAGGACUAACAAAGACGAGGGCAGAGAAGUAGCAUAAAAAUGACAUUCGUCAGGUGUUUAACUGCAGUUUACCUUCACUGACUGCUGUUUGCAUAUAAAAAUAAUUGAUUCACAUGCACACACCCCCCCCCCCCCCCCCCCCCCCCUUAUUAAAUCAGAUGCACUAAUACUUACUCUGAAUCAAAGAAUUCCAUAAUUUCAGUGUGGGUUCAUAAAAGCUCCAGACGAAAUCUCGAUGGCUGCUGCUUUGAUCCCAACCUGACAUCCCGUUGUCUCGGGAAUGUCGAGUAUGAGGGAGGUAACCUUUGACCUUUCCCUGUUCCCUCUUUACGGAUUUUGUUCUGUUAUGCAGUGAAAAUGUGCCUUUUGUUUGUUUUUUUGUUUUUUUACACUGGUUGAUAAAUUACUGGACUUGUGCUGUAUGUAAGUUUUGUGCUUAACCAAAAUGCUGACAGGAAACUCCACCCUGAAUUUGCACGUUCCUGCUGUGAUCCGGACCAUUUAAAAAAGCUCGUCUUUAAACUGCUGUAACCGAAGUGCACGUGUUUAUGUGAAGGUCCUGUCUCUUUAAGGGCCUCCCCUUUCUGAAAGCACGCAGUCUUCUGAUUGGCUAGAUUCUGGAAGAGUCCUUUAAUUUCUCUUAACUCAUUACUUGAAACUAUGACUUGUGUAAAUGUUGGAACAUUGUAGCAUUAUGUAAAAAAAAAAAAAAAUAUGGACAAAGUACUAAAACAUUAUUUCCAAACCGAGUACAUGCAGAAUAUUUGAAUAGUUUAAAAAUAACGUGGUCGUCCCGCCUGUGUUUUGUUUCGUCACUGACUGUGCGGAUGGCGAUCGGUUAAACUUCACGAACAAGCUUGAAGUUUGUAGAUGAUGAUGAUGAUGGGAGCUCACGUCAGCCGGUCGUGCUGAUGGCCGUGUUGUUUCCGGUGCUCACAUAAAAUCGGUUAUUUUGGCUCCUCCAUCUUUCUGCUUCCUCUGUGCACACAGACACGUUGAUGCUCUUCCACAGCUUGUUUUUGGAAUAUUUCACCCAUUUCAGUCGAGUCCUUAUUAAUGUCUGCAUCCAUCAGCUGUCUGAAGUGGUUUGUUGCUGUGACACAUGAUGCAGGGCUUUUGAAGCAGCUUUGUGAAGGUUUAAAGGAGCAUUUGGCUCCUUGUGUGCAGCAGUUGAGCUAAAAGACAAAAAAAAUUCAAAUCCCAAAAAUAUCACUUUAAUGCACGUUGACUAAGAAUGGAAAGAUGGCAGCACAAAGGCAUGCUCGUACAGGGUGGGUGGAUCCUAAUUUAUGCUGAAUGAUCCUCCAUGUGUCAGCUUGAACAACUGUUGUGAGGUAUGACUGUUUAGUUUCAUUUUGCAGUUUGAUUUGUGGACACGGCGGCGAUCCACUGUGCUUGUUUGGAUUUAUUUAUUUUGUUUUUGUUCCAGAGCGCACAAACAUCUGUCUCCACUGUAUCAUGUUUUUUAUAGAAGUACAUGUAAGUGAGGAGAUGUGGUAUUAACAGCGCAGUUAGACUACAGCGAGUCUUCCUUCAAAAUAAAAUGGGGAA
This is a messenger RNA of Archocentrus centrarchus (flier cichlid), 4577 nucleotides long. RefSeq names its product ferrochelatase (gene fech). The record is from RefSeq and is a predicted model, not a curated record. Gene Ontology annotation, biological process: heme biosynthetic process. The transcript is spliced from 11 exons. Gene Ontology annotation, cellular component: mitochondrion. Lineage: Eukaryota; Metazoa; Chordata; Actinopteri; Cichliformes; Cichlidae. The coding region runs from base 165 to 1376 and encodes 403 amino acids. Gene Ontology annotation, molecular function: protoporphyrin ferrochelatase activity.